Molecule: messenger RNA, 972 nt
Organism: Vitis riparia (riverbank grape)
Lineage: Eukaryota; Viridiplantae; Streptophyta; Magnoliopsida; Vitales; Vitaceae
Product: protein IQ-DOMAIN 14
Exons: 3
Coding region: 340-810 (156 amino acids)
Molecular function (GO): protein binding
Source: RefSeq, a predicted model, not a curated record
GAUUUGUGUAGCCAAUCAACCUUAAUGUAAGUAAUUAAGAUAAAUUGUCAUUUUCUUGAAGGUAAAUUAUUUAACUUUCGAUCGAGGAAAGAUCUGUUCAGGGUUAGAGGUGAGUUAAUGGGUGAGACGGGUACACCCUUCCAUCCAUCUGGUGAGGGCUAGGGUAAAGUGAGCAGAAAAUCAAGAAGUUGAUGGACCACUUUGAUUUAUUAUUAUAUUAUUGUUAAGGAAAAAAAAGAUCUAUUUCCGAGUCUGAUUUGGAGAAAGGGUUGGAAUGCUUCAAAAUAGCAAAGGAAUUCAUGCUGCCACGUUAGCAAUAGCAGUCCUGACAGACACGAGAUGAACAAAAUCUCUACCUCCAAGCAAACAUGGAGACAAGCGAGAUCGGCAAUAUUCAUGGGAACGUCUCGGAAUUGGUUCGGCAUUGUUCGAACAAAGUUCUUCACAUCAUCCAAAACCAUCACUGUUCGCCACAUCGCCACCAGCCCCAGCUACAACGAAGAACCAGACGUUACAGAAGGAGGAGCAAUAUACUCUGAAGAACCCAAUGAUGGAGCCCCAUGCUUGCCAUCACCCCGAAAGAAAGAUCUCACCAAGGAGGACAUCGCGGCCAUCAAAAUCCAAGCAAUUUUCAGGGGUCAUCUUGCACGACGGGCAUAUCGAGCGCUCAGGAGCCUUGUGAAGCUACAAGCGUUGGUUCGUGGGGUGUGCGUGAGGAGACAGACACGUAUAGCCUUGCAUUGCAUGCACGCACUUGUCCGGUUACAGGUCAGGGUUCGCACACGGCAGCUGCUCCAGCUGGACUCAUGAUUCAUCAAUUGCCAUUAACCUCUUCACUAAACCACGCUCGCUCUCAUUUUCCAUAUUUUACUUCACGUAUAACAUCAAAUUCCUGUUUGUGUUACACAUUUGGGCUUUCCAGUAACAGCCUAAUCUAAUUUAAAUAUUCACCUGGUAUGACAUUCACUUUAA